AAUAAACCGGUUGCUUGCGCAAAAUGCAGGACCGGCCUCAGUCUACCUGUUGAUUCUGUUGCGAAUUUCCCAUUACUCACAGAAUUCUGCGUAAACCUAAUUAGCCCCCCCGACCCUUUAACGGCGCAUAAAUCAGCUAAUACUUUCAUCCGAAUUUCCCACUUUUACACUAUAACUCCUUCCGACCAACCUGGGGAAAGUCUGCUCAACACGCGCAAGCAAAAAAACCGUAGAAUUCCCCACUCCAAAUACAGACAUAAGCCGCCUUAACUCCGUCUUUUGUCAACAGUGCGAAACCUUGAAUCCUAAUUUUGUAUAACACAGUAGUUAGAAACACCGCGAGUUCACUACUAUACGUGAAUCACAAAUAAACCUGUGGUAAAUCCACCAUUGCUACGUAAACUUGGCCAGCCUUUUUAACAUUCGAGCGUGUACCCAGCGGCUUCAGUUCAGUUCACGGCUUGCUUGUGACGAGACACAUCUAUAUAUACCAGUGCUGUUAAGAUAUUCUCUCAUAGUAACUGAUGGCAUCACACCACAACAACUAUUCAAGUUUGAUAGAAUCGAAUUCACCCAGUCCUCCCAGUCGCAUCCGAAGAGAAAACGUAACACCCAACAUGGCAGAAAAAGUGCCUUUAGUUGAGGUCAUUGACAACGAAAAACCCCCUUUGGCUACAGCCGAAACAGAUGAUGACUCGAAUGAUGACAGAGAAGUUGUUUCCGCCCCAUACCCCGGUGUAGAUGACGGGUUUUUCAAUGAAAAUGGUGAUAAAAAGAGUGAAGAUGGAGACAAAAAGAGUGAAGAUGGAGACAAUCCGGAUAGUGAAGAUUUUCCGAAAUAUGAUGGAGAUAUACCGAUAAUAAUAACGUCGAGAGCUGGAGGAGACGGUGAUAGUGAAAAACCGGACGAAGUUGAUGGAAUGCCGAAAGGGUUACAUCCUGGUUAUCCCGGAAGGUUUCCAUACGCUCCUGGCUUUGGAGGAGUUGAUAUUGAGACCGGAAGUGUAAUUCCGGAUUUAGAAUCCAUCCCAGACGUGAACAUUUAUCAACACAAGAAAACCCUAGCGCAGGGAAUGAUGGAUUUGGCUCUUUUUUCUGCCAAUGCAAAUCAGCUGCGAUACGUCCUGGAAAGCUUUAAUCGACAUCCUUAUUAUUAUCCCAGUUUGGUUCUGAUCUCAUUUAGCCUGCUUUGUCAAGUUGCUGUAGGCAUAGGACUCGUAUGGAAUGCCACAUACAACGUGAAGAACGAGAAGGAGAUAUGCAUAGCGAAUAAGAUAAACAAUUUUACUGUUAUUGGAAUAUUUCUUGUAACAGUUAUAAAUGUUUUUAUAUCUGCAUUUGGUGUUGCCAACGCGGCGCCAGUUGCUUAAAGUUUAGGUUUUAUGUUUUCUUGGUUUUGUUCAAAUGUACUGAAGCAUAUUGUGAUAUUUAGAUAUAGAGAAGGAAGUUGUUUUGUAUGACGUUUGUACAUAAGUAGGUUAUUAUUUAUUUUUUGGACGUUUUGUAUAUACAAUACACACGUAAAGUUUCUACUGUUAUAAGCCAUAAAAGAUUUCAAACAUUGACAUUGUUAUAGUGAUAUAGUACGAAAAUAAAUGACAAUACGUUAAA
Molecule: messenger RNA, 1611 nt
Organism: Zophobas morio
Lineage: Eukaryota; Metazoa; Arthropoda; Insecta; Coleoptera; Tenebrionidae
Product: ninjurin-A-like
Exons: 2
Coding region: 525-1370 (281 amino acids)
Biological process (GO): tissue regeneration; cell adhesion
Cellular component (GO): membrane
Source: RefSeq, a predicted model, not a curated record